AUGUCAUCACCAACCCCGACCUCUCCAGAGGAAGCUGUAGAGGAGGCCGUUCUAGAUCCUGAGACCCCUCAGAAACCCACCGAAGAUAACGAUGAAAAAGAAGCACCGAAGUCGGCACCGCCAGCAGCGGCAGCUCGCGGCCGCCCGCGCGCCAAAUCGACAAGAGAGCCGACACUUCUCCAUGAUUUCCUUCUGGGUCGGCCCUCAAGAUCACGGCAGACGGCUGAGCGCCAGAGGAGGAUGAGCUUGGAAGCUGUCAAGGCCGAACUGCGACAUGAAAUGAGGCAGUCCCAAGUGAAGCGCGUCCCACCCCCCAACGGCGUCCGAGAUCGAGUCAAGAAAUGGCAAAAGGCCAACGCUGCCGCUUUGGAACAGACACCAGAUGAUGCAGCGACCGAACCACCCGAUGUUGCAUUUGACGACGAGGAUUUUCAGAGUGUGACAGAAGAGGAUCGGGUCCGUAUUAAGCUGAGGAAAAAGUCCAAACCUCCUAGCAACAAAACCAAGGAGAGUCUGCCUGCAGAAGAAGAAGAGGCUGUGCCAGAAAAGACGCCCGUCAAAACACCCGUCAAAACACCCGAGCCACCACCGCCGAUUGUAACACCAAAGAUCGCGACACCAAAAACACCCACACCAAAAACACCAACGACAAAGACACCUGCACCAAAAACACCAACAAUAGCAAAGCAAGUAAACCCACCGCCUAAGAAGCGUGUUGUCAGCGACGAACAUUGGAGAAAGAAUCGGAAACACGGGACGAAAAAGACAUCGCCCGCCAAGAUCCCUGCCCCGACCAAAAUACCAAAAGACUUCAUUUUUCGCACCCAAGCUAAUCCCAAGGUUGCCAACAGAGUCAAGGCUUGGGCAGAGAUGGUCGAAAUUCCGGAUCCACCAGCACCGAGGAGUCACAAGUCAUCUAAAUCACUGGGCGCAAGACCAUGGAUGGACGAUACAGAUAGCGAGUUUAUGAGUGACAGUGAGUUGACAGUAAGCAAUGUCACCAGCAGUCGAGUAACCGCCCAACGGUCUGCCAAGUCAGUGUCGGGACAUGAUGACGGAAUUCGAGUCAAGCCCAUUCGAAAGAAGAGACAGAGUGGCGAUGGUAUCCGGGUGAGAGCCAUGAGGACGAACCUCACUGACGACGAAGGAAUUCGAGUAAGACCUAUGAGCGACAUCUCGUCCAAUGCUGGAAGUACAGUGAGGAGUGUUAGACUACGGCUCAAGUCUGCUCCUAGCUCACGGAGACCUAGCAUGAGCUCCGUGAGAAAGGAGAUGAAGAAGCAGAUGACAGACACUCCCAAGAGCGUUGGUGGAGAGAACUCCGAGGUAUCGAGCAAGAGGUACAGCGAAGCCAUUGAGGAUGGUUCAGAAUUAUCCAAGACAACGAGGACAAACGAUAAGUCGGAUUUGUCAAAGAAGGCUCCUAUCGAGGCUGCGGAAGAUGGUCCUGCAACUGAUACUCCUACGAAGAAGAGAGUUGCAUCAUCCAGCAAAUCAAAGCCGCGACCCAAGAGUUACCAGCCUCCCACGACCAAACAGAAGGGCAAGGAAACAUGGGUACCCGAUGAUGAUUCCACUAUAGAACCCUCUCAACUUGAUGGGUCAGAUUUGUCGUCUAGUCUACUGGCAAAGUCUAUAGCGGAUAUCCCCGGGGACAUCCCAUGGGGCAACUCUGCAUUUACCGAACUUGAUCUCCCUCUACGUGCUCGUGGAGGUCCACUUCGGAGUCGUCCUAUCCGUCCUGCUCGCCCCGCCAAACCUGAACGAAACACAAGCUUCAAAAACAUGCCUAAGGUUUUCAAGAAGGUCAUGGAGGGUGCCAACAAGAUGAUUCAUGAAAUCAACGAGCAUCCUCCUGCAAGGGAUGCUGUGCCUAAUAAGCCAACAAGUAUCGAGAAGUGGCUUAAUACCACUGUUGAUCCCUUUGUUGAGGAGCCCAAAGCGGAGCCACCCACGACUCCUCUGAGCGAGGACAUGACGGAUGAGCCGUCUUCGCCUGAAACGAUCAAGAGCCACCGUCGUACAUCUCGCGUUGAGAAGAGGAACACGUCUACGAGCACGAGCAAGACAGAGACGGUGGACAAAACUAUUCCGAGUGAGCCAUUGCCAGCGACUCCAGAGCCUGCACAAGAGCCUGUCAAGAAGAAACCUCAACCAACUCCUUCACCGAAGCCUGCACCUGCCAAGGAACCUACACCAGAGCCCGAGCCUCCCAAGAAAUCGACUCCCAAGCCUGAGCCCAAGCCUGAGCCCAAGCCUGAGCCCAAGCCUGAACCAAAGUCUGAACCAAAGCUUGAGCCUGAACCUGCGCGACAACCUUCCCCAGAAACAAUCACAGAUCUCUCAACGGAUCUCUCAACUGAUCUUUCAACCGAUCUUUCAACGGAGCUUCCAGCACCAUCGCCAGUGUCGUCACCUGAUCCGGACUCCAAGACCAAACCAAAGCGUCAGGACACAAAGCACCCCGCGAAGGCUUCAGGUCUCACAGGUUUGAAGAGAGCCAAAGCAACACGGAGCACACCUCCUCCCAAGUCCGGUCCCAAACACUCACUCUUCGGUAUGCUGAAGGAAGCAUUCACGGGUGAAUCAGUCAAUUCUCUUCCCAAAGUAAAGCCUUACCAAAGUCGAGAAGAACGACCGUAUGACGAUGAGCCCGAAUCGAUGUAUGCCGAAUCUAGAUACAACGACUCCCGCUACGAUGAUUCAAGAUACGAGGAUUCACGAUACGAUGAUUAUCGACAUGGGGACUCUCGCUACGAUGACGACCGAGUUUCUGAAGGGUCCGAAAAUUGGACUGAAACAGAGUUAUCCAAGACUGAAAAGUUAAGAAGCGUUAGAUCCGUAUCUCCCGAAGAAGAGCGGAAGACACCCAAACCUCAAAAGACACCAGAGCCUCAAGAACUGCCGCCUCGAGAGCAGGCUGAGGAACUAGAGCAGGCUGGGGAUGCUCGAGCGGCUCUGCCAUCAGCGCGUAUGAUGGGGCCGCGUCUCCCACCGCCAACUAGGGGUCAAUAUGAGUUGUCAACAAUCCUUUCCGAGGAGGGUUCUAGUGCUGUCGAAUCGGAUCUACCGACCGAUGUCACCCAAUCCACUCUUACGCAAUCCACAGGUUUCACAAAAGGCAAUAGUCGGCGUUCGAAUUCGCGUUCGAACUCAAAGAAUCAAGGUUCUGGCCUCAAGAGGCGUCUGACACGUCACUCUGAUCUUGUAUCAGUUCUCUCUCUUCCCGACGAUAAAAACGUCCCCAGCGCCAUCAUCGGUAACCGCUCCAGACCAAGUAUGCGAAAAGCCCGAGGUGGGGCAAACGAUGUGACGAAUGACGAUCUUCUCAAGGAAUUUGCCGAAGAUGAAAGUCUCUAUCUUAGAGAGUUGAAGACAUUGGUCUCUGGUGUUAUCCCAGUUCUUCUACAGCAAGUCGUUAAUGGCGACAAUGGAAACGAACUUUUCGGCUCUGGUGGCCAAGUCACCAAGGCAGACGCCCUUUCGAAGUCUGUCGUGAACAUGGGAGUUGCUCUGGAGAAGCUUCAAAUGGCCCAUCGCAAAGCUCCCAUUCAAGAUAUUCGUCGGCUUGCUUCAUGGGGUCACGGAGUCGUGCCCAUCUACCACAAGUACCUGGACGCUUGGAGGCUGGGCUUUCAAGAUCUCGUUGUCAACCUUGCACCAGUGGCCGGAGUGUUAGACGAUGAAGAUUCCCUGGUUGGGGCUAUGCCACGGAAUGACGCUGGCGACAUUAUUGAUGCCGCGGGUGAGCGAGUUGACGUGGCUCAUCUGCUCAAGAGACCCUUGCUCCGACUGAAGCAAAUCACCAAGUUCUUCAAAUGCGUCGACUCCAUAAUUGGAACCAACGACACAUUUGAUCUUUUGAGCGACUUUGAGGAUCUACAAGAAAAGGCACGUCGUCGACACCGUGAAGAAACGGCCAGGUUGACAGACGAAGAUGCGAUUAACACCGAUACUACGAGAUCGCGCGACCUACGAACCCUUGGUCCCAUGGAGGAUGUGUACAUCGAGCCAUCACGACAAGUCAGUGCCAAGGAUUUCUUCUCACUGGACCUGGCACACUCCAAUGGUCAACGUCUGGAGUGCCAGGUUGAGUUGGUACACCGAGACAAUCAACGCUUCCCUGAAGACAAGGGCGACUUAUUGAUCCGUGAAAAUGGUGUCAAGGGCCGAUCAUAUCUCCUGUUUCCGCCGGUGCCUAUUGAGUUGAUUUCAGCCAGGACAGGCGAUGGAAAUUUCGACAUGAUUAUCAUGAUACGGGGAACACACAACGACAGACCAUGGCAUGAGCUACUCAUACUGACGACCGAUAACGAAGAUCAGAUUUUGGACUGGCUCGACAUCCUUCCUGUCUCCCCCGUGCCCCCCAGAGAGCCAGAGCCCAGUGUAAUUGAUGAUGAUGAACCAUAUUCGCAAUCUCAGAUGCAGGACGUUCCAGUGGGCGUUCGAGGAUCAUCUCGCAAAUACUCAGCCCAAUCUCUUCGAAACUCUCAAUCUCGCCGCUCAUCUGCCGCCGAGUCACCUCCAUCAAGCCCAACAACACCCAGGCGGUCACUUCCAACCAGAUACCGUCCUCGGUCAGCCUCGCCAGUGACUUCUCCCCCUCUGAAAUCCCCCGACUACUAUGAUUUACAAGGAACGGCAGACCAGUACGAUUUUGAGGAACGACCUAUGACCUCACAUAGUAUGCAGCCUGAUCCUCUCAACAUCCGCAAGAGCGAUGUAUCUUCACGAGAUGAUGGCGCGCCACCACCACCAGCUCAUCGAACCUUGAGUCCCAGUCCUCAGCCAACAUCCAAGUCCAAGUACUCCAAGCCCCCUCCUCUGGAGCCACCCACCAAUAGCCGUGUCAAACGUCGCACAUCCUCUCCACUCAAGCAUGAAUACCUACCCUCGGACCAGUCGUCGAUAUCUGGAACUUCUAUCACAGAAGGUACUUACGAGCAUACCGAGGAGGAGGACUACACCGAAUCAGACUACAGCUACGAUACUUCCGACGAUGACGAUAUUGAGAGCGUCGAUCUGCCUGAGACUGAGCUAGGAGUUAGUAUCAGAGAUGACGCUAGAUCCCGAGACUACGCCAGAGAGGAGCUGGAGACAUUGCACGAAGAAGAGUAUCCCGAAGACGAGCCAAAACGCCAUCAACUGCAUGAAUCAAUCAUAUCAGGUCCAGCAGAUAGCCUGACACCUUCGAACUCUGCCUCUCAGGCUGGCCUAUACGGACAAAAGAUGGCGCCCGAGGAGAACGUCCAAAGAUACAGUGCUAUGAUUUCAAGGUGGUCUGAUAAGGGCAUGUGGAAGAACAUCGCGGCAGAGAACCUCUCAAUCAUUGUCACCCCUGGUCAGAUUGAGGCCUACGCCGUCCACAGCGGAGCUGUGCAAGGGGACAAGCCAAUGCUCGCACUUGAUCUCACUCCUUUAGUGCUCAUUCGUCAAAGCACUGCUGUCGACCUUGAAAUUCGCUCUUCAGUAAGGUCAGACUGUCACCUAGCCAGCUCUCACAGUGGAGGAAACUUCCGUUUCCGAUGCCACAACGGACCUGACUGCUACAACCUUUACAUGUCGGUUCACCACGCUCGUCUCAAUAACCAGAAGUUCAUCCAACUUGAAAACGAGGCACGAUUCAGAAGCUUUGGUGAACUGAAGCCACCUGUUGAGAAUGACGACACAAGCAGCCGACGACGAAGCUGGUUUAGCCGUAAGAACAGCUACCGUGGCUCAGUUCGUGCGCCUACCCUAUCUUAUGAUGGUGCAAGCACUACUCCCUCAUCUACUCUCUCCGCUUCCAGCUUCCUCAAGAGACUCACUGGGCGCGGACUCCCCUUCAGCUUGGCCCGAUCCUCUGUGAAGCGCAACAGCCGCUAUGGUGGUAGCAACACUCCCGGGUCUUCUUCUUAUGGCGGCAACAGCCCCCGCUCACCCUCCAUCAGCGUCGAGAACAGCGGUCGCGGACCCUCCAACUUUGGAACGGAAGACCUCAAGAUCCGCCUGCACCUUCUCGUCGCAGCCGCCAAAUGGGAGGACUUUGGCAACUGCAAGCUUUCAAUCCAACGACCUCCUAGAGGCUGGCGCCAGGCUCUUCGUGCCGACCACGGUAUGGAGAAGCGGGUUACUGUUACUACUAUCCCACGCAAAGACUCAGAGAAGCCAAAGGUCUUGCUGGAUGCCGUUCUAGGUAGCGGUUGUUUCACGGCAAUGGGUAGCCGCGGUAUCGUGUGUGGCGUCUGGGAGGAGAUGAAGGGCAGUAACGGUGUUGCCGGUGUUGUUCCACCUACAGGUCCAACAGGCGGCAACGUCAAGAAGUGGUGCUUCCAGUGCGCCAGCGUCGCCGAAGCAAGCUGGGUCCUGAGACUUGUUCACCAAGAAGUCAUGACCAUCUAA
Fusarium graminearum PH-1 is the source of this 6381-nucleotide messenger RNA. RefSeq lists its product as uncharacterized. NCBI's taxonomy places the organism in Eukaryota, Fungi, Ascomycota, Sordariomycetes, Hypocreales, Nectriaceae. Bases 1 to 6381 code for a protein of 2126 amino acids. The transcript has a single exon. The record is from RefSeq and is a predicted model, not a curated record.